AUUCCAUUUCUCCUUGGCUUCUCCGGACAGCUCCGUGGUGUAGAAAGUCUCUGCAGUCACGUGGUCCGGGACAGCGAGCGAGAGAGCGAGCGAGCAGGCAGGCGAACGCGUGGGGGGUGUCCCUCCUCCGCAGUUUGCAGUUUGUUAUGUCUCAGACACCGUGAGCGCCGGAUGGAGCGAGAGCUGGAGCUACGCGCCGGAUUCACUACCUGGCUGUAAACCGCCAAGGAUUUUCCCCGCCUUUCCCUUUUCUUUUCCAUCUUUUACUUUUGACUACUUUAUUUUCCCCCUGAAAGCCGCCGUCUGUUGUGUAAAUCGUCGUUUUUUUUGGUUUGGUUUUGCGAUGUUAUCAUGCUGCCGUAGCCGUUAAUUGAAAGCUUUUUAUGUCAAUAUUUCACUGUGACUAAUUGGAUUUUCCAACGAUUGAAGGCGUGGAUGAGGUGCUUUAGUAAAAACCGGAGAUGGAAUUGCUGUUGAUCUCCAUUUCCCUUUGGAUUUUGCAAUGCAAUUUAGUGCGAGCGGACUCCAUCAUUCACAUCGGUGCCAUUUUCGAAGAAAACGCGUUGAGGGACGACGAGAUUUUCCAAUUGGCCAUUUCAGACCUCAGUCUCAAUGACGACAUUUUACAGAGCGAGAAAAUCACCCACUCCAUAAAACUUAUUGAGCCAAACAACCCAUUUCAAGCAGUACAAGAAGCAUGUGAGCUAAUGACGCAGGGCAUCCUGGCGCUGGUCAGCUCGACAGGCUGCGCGUCGGCCAGCGCGCUGCAGUCCCUGACGGACGCCAUGCACAUCCCGCACCUGUUCGUCCAGCGCAACAACGAUGGGUCGCCGCGCACCGCCUGCCAGUUCAACCCCAGCCCCGACGGCGAGCGCUACACGCUGGCGGCGCGGCCGCCCGUCAGGCUCAAUGACGUCGUGCUCCGCCUGGUCACCGAGCUGCGCUGGAACAAGUUCAUCGUGUUCUACGACAGCGAGUAUGACAUACGCGGCCUGCAGGGCUUCCUGGACCAGGCGUCGCGGCAGGGCCUGGACGUGUCGCUGCAGAGGGUGGACCGCAACAUCAGCCGCGUGUUCGCCAGCCUCUUCAGCACCAUGCGCACGGAGGAGCUGAACCGCUACCGGGACACGCUGCGCCGGGCCGUCCUGCUGCUCAGCCCCCGCGGGGCCCAGGCCUUCAUCCACCAGGCAGUUGAAACCAAUCUGGCCUCCAAGGACAGCCACUGGGUGUUUGUAAAUGAGGAGAUCAGCGACGCAGAGAUCCUGGAGCUGGCCCACAGUGCUCUGGGGCGGAUGACGGUCAUUCGGCAGAUCUUCCCCUUGUGGAGGGACAGCAAUGUGCGCUGCAUGAGGAACAACCACCGCAUCUCCUCCUUACUCUGUGACCCUCAGGAGGGCUACCUGCAGUCCCUGGAGGUAUCCAACCUGUACCUGUACGACAGCGUGCUGAUGCUGGCCAACGCCUUCUACAGGAAGCUGGAGGACAGGAAGUGGCACAGCAUGGCCAGUCUGAACUGCAUGAGGAAGUCCACCAAGCCUUGGAAUGGGGGGUGGUCCAUGCUGGACACCAUCCAGAAGGGUCGGAUCACCGGGCUGACCGGGAUGAUGGAUUUCCGUGACGACGGCGCCAAUCCUCACGUGCAGUUUGAGAUCCUGGGGACCAGUUUCAGUGAGACUUUUGGAAAGGAUGUCAAGCGGCUGGCCACAUGGGACUCCAGUAGAGGCCUGAAUGGGAGCCUGCAGGAGAGCCGAAUAGAGAACGGGAUGCAGGGAGUCACCAUCAGGGUGGUGACUUUACUGGAGGAACCAUUCGUCAUGGUUGCAGAGAACAUUCUUGGACAACCCAAGCGCUACAAGGGCUUCUCAAUCGAUGUCCUCGACGCGCUGGCAAAGGUUCUGGGGUUCAAGUAUGAGAUCUACCAGGUUCCAGACAACAAGUACGGCAUUCAGCUGCCCAACGGCUCCUGGAACGGCAUGAUCGGGGAGCUCAUCAGCAAGAGGGCAGACCUAGCCGUGUCUGCCAUCACCAUCACGCCGGAGAGGGAGAGCGUGGUGGACUUCAGCAAGCGCUACAUGGACUACUCCGUGGGCAUCCUGCUGCACAAGCCGGAGGAGAAGAUCAACAUCUUCUCGCUGUUCGCGCCCUUCGACCUGGCGGUGUGGGCCUGCAUUGCGGCCGCCAUCCCCGUGGUGGGGGUCAUGAUCUUCGUGCUGAAGCGAAUGCAGGCUCUGCGCGGCCAGAACCCCCCCGGCCCCCACCAGCACCCGUCCUCCAUCUCCACCUCCCUGCACAGCGCCAUCUGGAUCGUCUACGGGGCCUUCAUGCAGCAAGGUGGGGAUUCGGUGGUGAGCUCCAUGGCUCUGCGGAUAGUGAUGGGCAGCUGGUGGCUCUUCACGCUGAUCGUCUGCUCCUCCUACACGGCGAACCUGGCGGCCUACCUUACCGUGUCCCGCAUGGACAGUGCCGUACGGACCUUCCAGGACCUGUCCAAACAGAUAGACCUGGGCUAUGGCACAGUGAGGGACUCCGCAGUCUACGAAUACUUCAGAGCCAAAGGCACCAACCCCCUGGAGCAGGAUAGCACCUUCGCAGAGCUCUGGAGGACCAUCAGCAAGAACAACGGUCACGAGUACUCUGUGUCCAGCCCCUCGGAGGGAAUCCGCAGGGCUAAAAAGGGGCCCUACGCCUUCCUGUGGGACAGGGCGGUGGUGGAGUACGCGGCCUUGACGGACGACGACUGCACGUUCGCGGUGACGGGGAACAGUAUGAGCAGCAAGGGCUACGGCAUGGCACUGCAACAUGGCAGCCCCUACAGAGACCUCUUCUCUCAGAAGAUUCUGGAGCUCCAGGACAAAGGGGACCUGGACGUGCUGAAGCAGAAGUGGUGGCCGAGGACGGGGCGCUGUCACCUGGACAGCCAGAGCAGCACGCAGCCGGAGGGGAGGGCCCUGAAGCUGCACAGCUUCGUGGGGGUGUUCUGCAUCCUGGCGGGGGGGCUGCUGCUGGCCUGCCUGGUGGCCGGCCUGGAGAUGUGGUGGAACAGCAACCGCUGCCGGCAAGAGCAGCCCAAAGAGGUUACUAAGGAUUACAGACUGGCAAGGGUUUCUGGUCCUUUGACAUAUAAUGAUAUUACAACAGCUUCAUCGGAAGGGAGGAAGGACAUUUGGACAGAGAGAGAGAGGGGCUGGCUUGAAGCUGAGGCCAUUGACACAGGACAAGGAGGUGAACCUGGAGCAGGUGCACAGGCGUAUGAACAGCCUUAUGGACGAGGACAUGGAGCACAAGCAGAUCCCCGCCCCGUCUAUGGAGAUCUCUGCGCUGGACAUCGGCAGCAUGCAGUCCAGCCAGGCCCGGGAGCCUGUGCGGGAGUACCCCGGCACAGGCCUGGCUGUGAGCACCUUCCUGGUGGAACAGGGUCGUGGGGCCGGCAGAACGCUGCCCAAGGCCUCUGGAAGGAGCCUUCCCCUUCCCCUCAGCAGCUCCACCAUGCCCUCCAUCCAGUGCAAACACAGGUCCCCCAACGGGGGUCUCUUCCGUCAGAGCCCCAUCAAGACGCCCCUGCCAAUGCCGUACCAGUCAGUGCCAGGAGGACCCAUUCCAGAAGCCAUUGAGCCUGCCCACGGUACCUCCAUCUGACCCCGCGCCCUCCCCCUCCCCCUCACCCUCACCCCCACUCUUCCCCUAAUCCAAUAUCCAAUCACAGUUGAGCUGCUGGGGACACUCCACCUAACCCCAUACAAUCAGAGACGUGUUGCUCAGGACCGAGAUCUGACCUUGUCCAAUCACAAGACCUGCUGUCCGGGACCUUGAUCUGACUCUGACCAAUCACAGCUAAGCUGACCUGCCUUUAUGUGGGCAAAAGAAAGAACAUAGAAGGAAUGUCAAAAGAAUGGGAAAAAACUUCUGAUUUUUAAUACCAGUUCAAUAUAACAAGGAAAACAGACUUAUUGUAUAUAUUUGUAAAUAGGGGAAAAUAAGUGCAGUAAAAGUGUAUUUUGAAUAUUCUCAAUUUUUGAAGUUGAGUUAAAAAAGAGACAAACUACUAAAAAGACUGUUUGAAUGGCUUUGUAAAUUUUGUUCUAUAUGAAUAAAGAUGAGAAAUCCUUGUGA
Molecule: messenger RNA, 4110 nt
Organism: Anguilla rostrata (American eel)
Lineage: Eukaryota; Metazoa; Chordata; Actinopteri; Anguilliformes; Anguillidae
Gene: grid1a
Product: glutamate receptor, ionotropic, delta 1a
Exons: 17
Coding region: 462-3611 (1049 amino acids)
Biological process (GO): monoatomic ion transport; synaptic transmission, glutamatergic; modulation of chemical synaptic transmission
Cellular component (GO): plasma membrane; postsynaptic density membrane
Molecular function (GO): glutamate receptor activity; transmitter-gated monoatomic ion channel activity involved in regulation of postsynaptic membrane potential
Source: RefSeq, a predicted model, not a curated record